AUGCUAUACGAACUAUGUACAGGGAAGUGGUCGUUGUUAAUAUUGUUACUAUUGUUUUGCGUGAAUCGCGGUGUUAUUAUAAUUCAUAGUACACAGAUAGGCAGCUCGAGGCAGACAAUCACAAAAUUGACGUUAAAAUUGAGUAUUUAUAUCUUGGCAUUAGUCGGAUUCUUCACCCUGCUGCCUUUAAAUAACAACGUCACUUUCACCAAAUACAGUGUCACACCACAAAGACCUUUGAUAGGGCCGUUAGCUUUAAAUGAAAAGCUAUCAGGAGUAUCAAAACUUUUUGAAGGUCAAAUUGUUGGACCGGAAGGUCUGUUGUAUCAUAAUAAUACUUUAUAUACAACAUUGCAUUAUGGUCAUGUAGUUAAAAUUGUUGAUAAUGAAAUAGUUCCUGUUGUGAAAUUUGGAAAAGUCUGUGAUGGAUUAUACGAAGAACAUAUCUGUGGACGUCCACUUGGCUUAAAUGUGGAUAAAAAAGGAUUUUUAUAUGUAGCUGAUGCAUAUUAUGGUAUUUUUAAAGUGAAUUUAAAUCCAGAUCAGUAUGGCAAAAAAGAGCAGUUAGUUUCAUUGGAUGAAGUUAUUGAUGGUAUACGUCCUAAAUUACCAAAUUCAGUAGUAAUAGCUUCUGAUGAUACUAUGUAUUGGACAGACUCUGAUACAAACUAUAAAUUACAUGAUGGAAUUUAUACAUUAUUUGUUGAUGGAACUGGAAGACUAUUGAAAUAUGAUCCAAAAACCAAAAGAAAUACAGUGUUAAUCAAAAAUCUUCAAUUUGCUAAUGGCGUGGAAUUAUCAGAUGAUGAAUCAUUCGUUUUGGUGGCCGAAACUGAAAAAUAUCGUAUACAUAAGUAUUAUUUGAAAGGACCCAAAGCUGGAAAAAGUGAAAUAUUUAUUGAUGGUUUACCUGGAAUGCCAGAUAAUAUUAAAAAGAAUGGUAAAGGGUCGUUUUAUAUUCCAUUAGUCUUUCCAAGAAUUCCAAUAUUUGAUAAUAUCGGUGAAUAUCCAACUAUUAGAAUGAUGAUUACCAAAUCAUUAGGAUUAAUUGAAUUUACAUUACAAAAGAUCAAUUCAUUAUAUACCAAUUUAUAUUGCAAAAAAGCUGUUCAUUGGAUUGGACAUUUUGAAUCUCUAUCAUUCAUCAAAUCAAUUUCCAAACAACGGCUCACUAUUUUAAAAAUUAAUGAAAAAGGCAAAAUAUUAUCAAGUUACCAUUCUACCGAUGGAAAGGUUACUGGAAUAUGUGAUGUUGAAGUGGUUGAUGAUAAAUUAUAUCUGGGCUCACCAUUCAACACCUUUUUGGGAAUUAUUAAAUUGCCACAAGGAUUUUUAUAAGUUAUAACUGUUUUUAUUUUGCAUAGUAAGACUCAAUGACUUUUAAACUCAAUUAUUAAAUUGAAUUUGUGCAAAUUUUAUUUUAUAAGCUCAGUUUGUACUGCCAUAAAAAUAAUUAUACACUGA
This is a messenger RNA of Diuraphis noxia (Russian wheat aphid), 1464 nucleotides long. RefSeq names its product adipocyte plasma membrane-associated protein Hemomucin-like. Gene Ontology annotation, molecular function: hydrolase activity. The record is from RefSeq and is a predicted model, not a curated record. Gene Ontology annotation, cellular component: endomembrane system. NCBI's taxonomy places the organism in Eukaryota, Metazoa, Arthropoda, Insecta, Hemiptera, Aphididae.